Molecule: messenger RNA, 527 nt
Organism: Chrysoperla carnea
Lineage: Eukaryota; Metazoa; Arthropoda; Insecta; Neuroptera; Chrysopidae
Exons: 4
Coding region: 51-416 (121 amino acids)
Source: RefSeq, a predicted model, not a curated record
GUAUAUUCACCUCGAGCUUUUAAAUAUUGAUUGCACCGCAUUCAGUCAAGAUGGCGUUACUAACAACCGGAAAAUAUCCAGAGCUUUUAACAACAUUAAUAUUGCUGAUAUAUCCUAAUUUUCAAGUGUGUCAAAGUAACAAUGAUAAAAUUGUCUUUUCAUUUCCUGAAUUUCCAUACAAGGAUACAAGUAAAAAUGAAAUGAAAUUUCAUGAAUUCGAAUCAGCAUGUGAACAAGCAGCUACAUGUCGUCAACUAAAUGGUGUUGCUAAAAUACGUUGUAUUCGAGAAUGUGUUUCACCAUCGUGUUAUCGAGAUAUUUAUCAAUCUGAUCAGUUGGAGGAAGGCGAAAUUGAUGUACGUCUAAAUUCAUUUAAAGGAUGUUUUGUUCAGAGAUCAAGUCGACCACGAAAUUAAAUUUUAAUCAAAUCCUUAAGCUAAUUAACACAUUGCAAUCUUAAACAUUCGAAGCUACAUUUCACUUUUCAUAUCUUACAACUAGGGUAGAAUUUUUUCUUAUUUGCUUAA